Messenger RNA from Hippoglossus stenolepis (Pacific halibut), 8390 nucleotides. It is a transcript of the gene man2a2, whose product is annotated as mannosidase, alpha, class 2A, member 2. The coding region runs from base 2159 to 5695 and encodes 1178 amino acids. Gene Ontology annotation, molecular function: alpha-mannosidase activity; carbohydrate binding. The transcript is spliced from 23 exons. NCBI's taxonomy places the organism in Eukaryota, Metazoa, Chordata, Actinopteri, Pleuronectiformes, Pleuronectidae. The record is from RefSeq and is a predicted model, not a curated record. Gene Ontology annotation, biological process: N-glycan processing; protein deglycosylation; mannose metabolic process. Gene Ontology annotation, cellular component: Golgi membrane.
GUGGUGCUAGCAGCUAGUUCAGUUGAUCUGUCAGCCCGGAGCUAAACACACACACACACACACACACACACUCACUGACACACACCGCUGGGCACUGCUCUCUUCCGGAUUACUCUCCUCUGAUGGGUAACGUCCUGUUUUUCCUCUUUUGCCGCACACGGAGACAUUUCGCCGAGACGGAGCGCGGGUGCUCGCCGAGCUUUAGCAGCGAAGUCGGCGGUUACCCAGAGAAAUCAGCCACGUCUUAAUGUUGUCAAGCCAGCUCUUGCUAUCGUCUGUUAACGUUGGGUCACAGACCCGCCGAGGCUUUCCACGGACACACAGCGGUGACACACACACACACACACACACUCACUCACUCACUCACCGGCGAACCACUCUCCCGGUGUUAACCUUCACUCACUAGCAUCACCCUCUCGAAUGUAGCUCGUAAACCCUGGCGAGCCGAUGCGGUUCCUCGGUGCCACAUCUGGUUGCUAGCGCUAGCUUGUCCUUAGCAGCAUAUCCCUGAUAUCUGGCGAACGUUAAAGUAACUGGGAUCAGGGUAAAGUUUGUAUACCGUCGCUUAACGUGGCUAAUGGGAUGAUUAGCCAGAUGCCUAAACCAGCUGUCGUGUGUGCGAGCCGACUUGGGAUGAAGUCUAAUUGCGGGUAUUUCAGUGCUCUUAAGUUUGCAGCAGCGCAGCGUUCACUCUGGCUAGCUGCCCAGCAUUAGCUGACUCCCAGUCAAGUUAAACACGGACACUCACCCGUCAUUCACCCUAAGGGGACUGGUCACAAGUUGACUGUUUGCACAAGGGAUCGUGAGUGUGUCAUGGUUGUUUUCACUUGAUGCAAACGAGCUUUUAUGGGAGGAACUUGGUAUCAGUUGUGUGUAAUUGUGUCACGUGAAUGUAUGGCUGUGGAGGUGAUCUCCUGUCAGGCACCUAGAGCCUCUUAAUGCUGGAUGGAUUCCUAACCAUGGCCAGGUGGUCUGAGCAAGAAUCGUCCUCCUGUUGACAUUGAGGCUCUUUUACAGUGAGACAAAGCAAAGGCAAGUGCCAGGUUAUUAUCCCUAACUCCCUGUGGUAAUGCUGAGGAUCGUCCCAGCCUGACAAGUGAGCCGAUUAGAGACUGGGUUGGAUUUGCACACACGGGGGAAACGGGAACACCUUGUUGGUGCUGUGAGGGAAACGCAGGCCACUCUGCUCAGGUUGAUCCCUCCUCUUAUGUGGACUGUACUGGUCAGAUCAGAAUAGAUACAGUAUCUCUCGCUUUCCUCCACAGCUCCCAUUCGCCUCGCUUCCUGUCAGGCCUGCUAUUGAAAGGCAAAAUACGUUUGCUCUGCAUGCUCCAUUAAUCUAAAUUUUCUCUAUCUAACAGCUGAAGGAAGACCCUCCCAUGUGAUCUCAACUUGGCGCUCGUGAUCGAGGACAGACGCACGGCUCAUGCUGCCACUGUAGAUAUGCAAUUUCUAUGCUACUGAGACAUUUGUCUCAUUUUAAUUCCUGGAGCUGCUUCGGGGGCAGAGUUGAAGCUUGAUUACAAAAAGCUGCUGCUCUGAGUCAAGUUGGAUCUUUUUUCUCUGCCUGUUUCUUUGCGCUGUCCCAGCAUAGUGGGCAAACUGUAUGGCACUGGAGGCCAACUGAGCCAAGGGGGACCCUGGCUGUACUGGAGGAUUAGUCUGCUGUGGGAGUGGGGACUGGACCAGGAGAGCAGGCCCACAGAGACGCACAUCAUGCUGCAGGGACACUAAGCUCCCUGUUUAAGCCCCCUCUGUGUGGCACUUGUUUUUUUCCUUUUCCUGCAAUCUCAUCGGUUUGGAUGGUUGAGCACAAGGGCUACUUUGAAGGAACCCACCGGUGGCUGUGGUUUGGCCAAAGCUGACAUACUUUUUGCCAGCUAUUGCUGAUUUAGUAUCCUUGUCCACUGCUCCCAAUGCUUUAGCCCCCUUCGCUGUGGUCUCCAGUAUGUUGAGUGGUGUCUGGAGGCAUCGCAGGAGUGGAACUGAACCAUUAAUACCGUUGUAGCUGGUUACUUUCCGUCAUAUUUUUUGCACUGUGAAAGAUUGCUGGAACACAAUUUCAAGGGCUUUUUUCCCCUCUGUGCUGGAACAAAACACCCCAGUCAAGGUUAUUUUUCAAAUUUAAAUCCCGGAAACAAGACAGCUCCAGAGGAGGAUGAAACUGAGGAAACAGGUGACAGUGUGUGGAGGGGCCAUAUUCUGUGUGGCUGUAUUCUCUCUGUAUCUGAUGUUGGAUCGAGUCCAACAUGACCCUGCAAGGCGACAGAAUGCAGGGAAUUUUCCACGGAGCCAAAUCUCAGUUCUCCAGAACCGGAUAGAGCAGCUGGAGCAGCUCCUGGAGGAAAACCACCAAAUCAUCAGCCACAUAAAAGACUCUGUAAUGGAGCUCACAGACACAGGAGCUGUGUCUCCCAGCGGCCACCUGCCAUUCAGAAGUGCCAAUGGUUCCUGGGUACUGCCAUUUGAUGGUCGCCCCACUUUCCUCGCUGUCAAACCCCAGGAUUGCCAGAUUGCUGGAGACAGCGGUGGUCAAGCCGACGUUCAGAUGCUGGAUGUUUACUCAAUCGUGAAGUUUGAUAACCCAGACGGUGGUGUAUGGAAGCAGGGUUUCGACAUAACUUAUGAGCCUGACGAGUGGGACAAUGAGCCUCUUCAAGUCUUUGUGGUCCCUCACUCCCACAAUGAUCCAGGUUGGAUCAAGACUUUUGACAAGUACUUCACAGACCAGACGCAGCACAUUUUAAACAACAUGGUGGUGAAGUUGGCUGAGGAUCCUCGCAGGAAGUUCAUCUGGUCUGAGAUUUCGUUCCUCUCCAAGUGGUGGGAGACUGCAGACACACAAAAACAGGAGGCUGUGCGCAAGCUGAUCCUGGGAGGGCAGCUUGAGAUUGUGACAGGAGGCUGGGUGAUGACGGAUGAAGCCAACGUUCACUACUUUGCCAUGAUAGACCAGCUCAUCGAAGGACAUCAGUGGCUUGAGAGAAAUCUGGGUAUAACCCCACGCAGUGGGUGGGCUGUAGACCCCUUUGGUCACAGUGCUACAAUGCCCUAUCUUCUGAAGAAGGCCAACCUGACCAGCAUGCUCAUUCAGCGAGUCCACUACUCCAUCAAAAAACACUUUGCCUCCACCCGCAGCCUGGAGUUUAUGUGGAGGCAGGCCUGGGACACUGGAUCGGGCACAGACAUGUUUUGCCACAUGAUGCCGUUCUACAGCUACGAUGUGCCUCACACCUGCGGACCAGAUCCCAAGGUCUGCUGCCAGUUUGAUUUCAAGAGGUUACCGGGUGGUCGGAUAAACUGCCCCUGGAAAGUGCCACCAAAACCUGUGGUGGAGGCCAACCUAGCAGAGAGGGCAAAUCUGCUCCUGGAUCAGUAUCGUAAAAAGUCCAAACUCUACCGCAGCAAAGUGCUCCUGGUCCCACUGGGAGAUGACUUCCGCUACGAUAAGGCCUUGGAGUGGGAUCAGCAGUUCACCAACUACCAGAAGCUGUUUGACUACAUGAAUUCUCACCCAGAGCUGCACGUACAGGCUCAGUUUGGGACUCUCUCAGACUAUUUCGAUGCUGUAUACAAAGCACAGGGAGUGGCCCAGGGAUCCAGACCUCCAGACUUCCCGGUGCUAAGUGGAGAUUUCUUUGCCUAUGCAGACCGUGAAGAUCAUUACUGGACUGGCUACUUCACCUCUCGUCCCUUUUACAAGAGCCUGGACCGGGUGAUUGAGUCGCACCUCAGGGGGGCUGAGAUCCUUUACAGUCUGGCAGUUGCGAAUGCUCGACAUGUGGGCAUGGAAGGACGCUACCCAGUUUCAGACUAUGCCCUGCUGGUUGACGCGAGGCAGUCUGUUGCUCUCUUCCAGCAUCACGACGCCAUCACUGGCACCGCGAAGGAAAAUGUUGUCAUUGACUACGGCACCAAAUUACUGCGUUCGCUCAUUGGUCUGAAGAGGGUAAUCACUAAUGCUGCUCAUUUCCUGGUGAUGAAGAACAAAGAGUUUUAUCGCUUUUACCAGACCGAGCCCUUCCUGGAGACGGAUGAUCGGCGUGCUACUCAAGACUCUCUUCCUCAGCGCACUUUAAUCGAGCUGGACCCAGCAGGGCCAAGGUACAUGGUUCUGUUCAACCCUGUCGAGCAGGAGCGGCUGUGUGUGGUGACCGUGUUGGUCAACACGGUCAGGGUGCGGGUGCUUACGGAGGAUGGACAGACGCUCCCCGUGCAGCUGAGCGGUCAGUGGAGCUCUGCCAGUCAAAUGAGUGCAGAGGUAUUUGAGGCAUCGUUCAUGGUUCGCCUGCCGCCGCUGGGUCUGGCCGUUUUCCAUCUUUACGACUCUCCGGACUCGCCCAUGACGCUUCGCUCCGACACGCUGCUCAGGCUGUCUGGACGGGGCGUCAGUGCUCGGGCCGCGGACACGCUUCCUGUUCGCUCUCAGCAGGCUGACCCUCAAACCUUCUACAUCAGCAGUCAGGCUCUCACACUUGGCUUCUCUGGGACCACGGGUCUGCUGGAGAGCAUCAAGCAAAAAGAUGAUCUCCAAGAAGUGAAGGUUCAGAUGCAGUUCAUGGUUUACGGCACUCGCCCCUCCAAAGACAAAAGUGGAGCGUACCUCUUUCUACCUGAUGGAAAAGCCAAGCCCUACCACCAGAAAGAAUCGCCUGUGGUGCGCGUUGUGGAGGGGCCCCUCUUCUCCGAGGUGGUGGCACACUACCAGCAUUUCCAGCAGACCGUUCGCAUCCACAAUGUGCCAGGGGUGGAUGGUUUGUCUGUAGACUUCACCACCACGGUGGACAUCAGAGAUCAGACCAAUAAGGAGCUCGCCAUGCGCCUGGUUACCGACAUCCAGAGUGGAGAUGUCUUCUACACAGACCUCAACGGCUUCCAGAUGCAAUCUCGUCGCCACCAUCUGAAGCUUCCCUUGCAGGCCAACUUUUAUCCCAUGCCCAGCCAGGCGUACAUCCAGGACAGCCACCACCGCCUCACACUGCACACGGCUCAGUCUCUGGGCGUCAGCAGCUUGGAGAGCGGCCAGCUUGAAGUGAUAAUGGACCGGCGCUUAAUGCAGGAUGAUAAUCGUGGACUCGGCCAGGGCCUGAAGGACAACAAGAAGACGGUCAACCACUUCCGACUGCUGCUGGAGAGGAGAUCCAUGGGCAACAAGUAUGAUGGUUUCUUUGCCAGACUCUCAUCCUUGUUUAGUUCUUUCCUCUCCAAAUUUUUGACUGAUGGAUUUCAAGAGAUGAUGGACAGUGCAACGACCAGCUACCCGUCUAUACUCAGUCACAUAACCAACGCUGUCCUGAACCACGAGGUGCUGGCGCUGCCCGUCCUGCCCAAAAGACGCGGCAUCCCUCCUCUGCAGACCUUCUCCCCUCUCAAGUCCCUCCUGCCCUGCGACUUCCACCUGUUGAACCUGCGCAGCAUCCAGAGCCAGCAGGACCCCCACUCUCCGUCUCCAUACGCGGCCUUGAUUCUUCACCGUCUGGCGCUGGACUGUGGCCUUGAGACUCAGAAUCUGGGCUUUAACUGCACCACCACUCAAGGACAGCUGAGUGUAUCAGGACUGUUCAAGAACCUGGACCUGCAGCUCCUCCAGCCCAUGUCCCUGACCCUGAUGCACUCCGGCACGCCUCUGGCCAACGACUCAGCCAUCAGCCUCGACCCCAUGGAGAUCUCCGCCUUCAAGCUCAAACUGCGCUAAGAGUCAUCCACACUAAACGAGGCAAUACGAAGGAAAAAAAAACAAAACCCAGCAGACUCCUUGGACCAAGAACCAGUCCCACGCUGGGGCGGCGGACUGGGGCUGGGGUCUCUCCGUUUUGUCAAGCAGAACAACGAACACUACAGCUCGGAGAGGGAGGGUCCACUGUAACAGGACUGACUGCACAGCAGGGGGCAGGCGACAGCUUGUUACUGUGGACAUCUCUGAGAGCAGCUAAAACCCUGGUGAACCUUCAGCUGCUCUGAUACGAGCAGGACUGAGUCAGUCGUCGGAUACGAGCUGGUAUCUGUUCAUCUCCAUAAUCGAACACGAAAUCUCAUUUAGUUCUGCUUUGUAAGAACCUUUUCUAUCUUCGCUCCUGGACUGAACUACUGAAUGUAAAUAUCCCAAAUGAUAAGUUGGGGGGUGGGUGGGGGGGUGUGAGACUUGUGCCACAUCAGAGUGCAAUUUACAGAGCUUUAUUUGGUGUAUGCAUUUUUUAUUUUAAUUUUCUUUAAUUUUAUGUACGGCAGUGAAGUCACACAUCACAACACUUUGUUCUUUUUGUACUAAUAGAUCUACUGUUGACUGCAGUAGUUUUUUUUAUUUUACCCGACAGACUCGAAUGCAGCAAAGAGAAUGUGUGGUCUCUCCAUCUCAGCGCGCCAGGAGACCCAAGCUACGGCUCUUAAAGCUACCGGAGUCCCACGUCGGGCCCACACGACCACAAUGUGAUCAUGAAUCAUAUCAGACGACUGUUUACCUUCUGUCCACUGGUUGUUUUCUUGUAGAUAGUUCAAAGACCUUACCCCCCUCUUCUUUUCCUGUCCUAUACCUCAUAUAUAUAUAUAUACCACAAUGCAGAUACAUCAGUGUGUGUGCAGAGAAUGUUGAUGUGAAUACUUGAGGUUUUUCUUAAUUUUGUGUGGGGGUUGUGUCGACACUAUCAGGGACCACUCAUAGUUCUGUUGGGCAUCAUGGAUCAAUGUGUGUGUCGAGCGGUUUGUCAGAUCAUCGCAGUAAAAAGGAAGCUUCCUGUUUAGUCAAAGUAAAGGAGAAGUUCACCCAACUUGCAAUAGAAAGUGUGGUUUUCCUGUAGAGACACUUUUGAGUGUUAGGAACUUCAUUUCUCUGGAGCCUGAUGGGAAUCUUUUAACAGAAUAAAGCAAAUUCUUAUUUAAGAAGCGGAAACAGGAAAAGAUUUAGCUUUUUUGCUCUGUAGCAGAUGUCGAUUAUUUAAUUUCUUUUGAUCACAUAAACACUAUCAAUCUUUUUAAAUCCCCAAAUAAUGGAGACGAAUGGAAUAAAGAUGUUGCUCAGUGCAGUUUAAACAAAUUUGAUGCGAACUAGUCUCCAGAAAGGACUAAACUAAUUCUGGGCCUCUUUUGUGUUUCUGCUGAAGCGGUGACCAAAUCAAGUGUUCUCCAAGCAAACCGUAUAUAUGCUAGAAAAAAGAGUUUUGUGUGCUGUCGACAUAAACUAAUGGACCACAAUGCAUUGCACAAAUAAAAUUAUGAGAAGCUUGGCACAGCCGAAUAAUAUGUGACAAGUCUUUAGGGGCAAACCUGGAAUUUUUGGAAAAAGUUGAUUUCGUAUGUGAAUUUGUCAACGUGUCUCCAGUAGAAGGGUGUGUGUGUAUCUCUAACUUUCCCUGCUUCUAUCAUUGUGCACAUGAUUGUUUUAGUAGAGUAACUACACAGAGGUGUAUAGAACAGCUGCUAUGUUUGAGACACUGCGUCAGUCAGACAGAGACGAAGCUGUUGAAUUAUUUUUCAAAUGUGUUUUUUCAUUGUUCAAAUGUCAGAGAUGGAUUUCUCUGCAUGGCUACAUUCCACUAGAAUCAUGUUCUGUGCAAUUUGGGUGAACUGACCCUUUGGAAAUGUGUUAGAUUAAAUGCCACACAGGAGGAAGAAGUUUUCUUUGAAUCAGCUGCAUUUCUUUCUUUUUUUUUUUUUAAAACCUUCAGCUCCACUGUGCUUAUUAUUCUGAGGCUGUUGCAGCUCAGGCAACUUUGACGCAGAAUAGUCUGGACCCUUCUCGUGUGUGUGUGUGUGUGUGUGUGUGUGUGUGUGUGUGUGUGUGUGUGUGUGUGUGUGUGUGUGUGUGUGUGUGUGUGUGUGUGUGUGUGUGUGUGUGUGUGUGUGUGUGUGUGUGUGUGUGUGUGUGUGUGUGUGUGUGUGUGUGUGUGUGUGUGUGUGUGUGUGUGUGUGUGUGUGUGUGUUCGUUCACAGACGAACCUGUGUCACAGUUUGUACUGCACCACUAAUCUUCCCCUGCUGCCUCCGUGUCCCGUCGCCGUAACCGCUCAUCUUCAUUUUCCACAGGAGCUCUGCUGCUCCUCCUCUGGUCCUGAUAUCUGUUCUGCCACAUAGUUCAACACCCCCCCCCCGGUUGCAAGUGACAUCUCAGUCAGAAAACACUUCACUGCAUCAUGAUUUGCACUUUCUCCUGUCGUCCUAUGACCCCAUCCCAUCUCUCCCCUGCUGCCUCAGUAGGCGUCUGACUCUCUGUCUAAAUGUCUUUCUUUUUAUAAUUUUUUUUUUUUUUGGAUAUCUGUUGUAGGGCUGUCAUUUUUUUUGUUUGUUCAGAGGUAAUAUAUGAAGGUGAGGUGUCUGUCUUUGUUUUAUUGAUGAUGGAUUAAAGCUGCAGUAGAACUACAGAGGAGACGGGGAGUGAAUAAAAAAUCCAAAUACAA